This is a messenger RNA of Paramecium octaurelia, 1061 nucleotides long. The record is from the annotation of a GenBank genome assembly. NCBI's taxonomy places the organism in Eukaryota, Ciliophora, Oligohymenophorea, Peniculida, Parameciidae.
GAGUUAUUAAUGAAUCCAGAAACAGAGUAAUUGAACUACGAUUUGGAAACUCCACAGAUUCCUUAUAAUUAUGAUGUCGAUGGUCGAUUCUAUUUGCCUAUAUCAAAUCAAAUUUAUUAGAAAGUGUAUAGUCAAUACACUUACCAUCCACCCACCUUUUUACUCAUGCCCCAACAACCAAUCUAUUAACCAUGUCCUCAGGUGAAGAAACAAAAGAAGAAGAAGGUGAAUAAUAAAGAAGUUGAAGCACUCAGAGCAAGAAUUAUGGAAUUGGAAAUGAGAUAACCUGAAGUAAAAAUAGUAAAAGAAGUUGUUACAGACACCGAAUAAGUUUAAAUAUCAUAAUAAUUAUGUAGAUAACUAGAUUAGAAAAGGAAUUGCGUAUGGUUAAAAUGCAAUUAGAACACGAACAUGAGAAUAAUGCAUAAAAGGACAGGACUAUUUCUGAUCUUAGAGCUCAGAUCUAAAAGAAUGAUUUAUCCAGAAGCUCAAGUCUUGUUUCAUUACAAACUACACUUGUUGAAAGAGAAGUAUAAAAUAUUCAUUUAUUCUUAGAGAUAAAUAACAAAGCAAGAUGGAAUUAUUUCUUAACUCCAGGCUGAAAUCAACCUUCUUAGAGGAGAAUUAGACGAUGCUCAUCACCAUAUUGAGGAGUUGUAAACCACACAUGAAGAAGUAACUGUAGAAAAAAUGACAUAUCUUUCAAAAGUAUUUAUUGAUUAUUAUUAAUAAUUAAGGAGGUAGAAACCUGGAAAUAAAAAUUCAUCAUCCUCAACAGAGAGUAUCACGAAACUCAAGAAAAGCUCAUGUUGGCUGAAGCUGAAUUAGAAUCAAUUAAGAAAGGAGAAGUUAAAGAAGUCAAAGUAAUCUAACUAUGUAAUUUAGCAAAUUGUUGUUGAAAGGAAGGAUAAUAUAGGAAGAACCGUGGAUUACAAAUAAUCUGAAUAAGUUUAAGUUAGAAAGAGCGGGUUUUUAUAAACAUUAUAAUGAAGAGAUAAUCAAUUAUAGUGAAUAAUAAUAUAAUAAUACAUUAUUUAAUGCAAUAGAAUUAUGAGAAAAAA